AUAAAAUUAAAUAUUAAGAAAUAAUAAAAAGGGAAUAAUCCGUUUAAAUAAAAUUAAAGAAAAAGAAUACGCAAUAUUUAUUCAAAACUACAAACAUUUGAAGAAUCUUAACAAAAUUAAAAUAACAAUGUUUAAGUCCACCUUACUAGCCAACACUGCUGCAUUACUGCUGCUGCUUCUAAUCACAACUACGCCAGCUUAUGCAGCUGCCAUAUCUUUUAAUCCCGAUCUAUUGUGCACCUAUAUAGCGAAUAAUACCAGAAUCAAAGAUCCCAGUGCCUGUAACAAAUAUAUAACGUGUGUAGAUCAAAAGCCCAUAUCUGGUACGUGUGAGGGUGAUCUUUUCUACGAUCGCAAUACACGCAGUUGUGUGCCACCUAAUUCCGUCAAAUGUUACUCCAGCAAUCCGUGUGCUGCCACGCCCGGUGUUAAUGGUUUCGUCUCAGAUCCUUAUACUUGCAGUGGCUAUUACUAUUGUCAAAAUGGCAAGGGUUCACAUGGUGCCUGUUCCAGUGGCAUGAAUUUCAAUCCAGUUACCAUGAAUUGCAUUAGGAACUAUCCCUGUGAGGUGAAAAUGUUGCCCGAAGACUAUUGCAAUAUUGUGCCCGAUGGUGUGUUCAUCAAGGUGCCCAACUCCUGUACGGCCUAUCAAAUGUGCUGGCAUGGCGAACUGAUAAAUGGCACCUGUCCGGAAACGUUUUAUUUCAAUGCCCUCCAGGGUGAUUGUGAUUAUCCCACGGAGGUGGAUUGUCUGGAGACCACCACAGUGCCACCUAAAAAACCCGAAGAUGUGAAAUGCAUUGAGGCAGGUGUUUUCAUAUCGGAUGGGGUCAGCUGUAAUGGUUAUUAUUAUUGUAAAGAUCAUGCAGAUAAUGACAGCAUAGAUCUGGUACAUGGUGUAUGUCCCUUUGAACGAUUCUUUGAUGCUAGCAAUGGUGGUGCCUGUGUGGUACGCACUAAUAUAUCCUGCCCUUACAAUCGCUGCGUUACUUUUGGCUAUCACAAUAUCCAAUUGGCCAAUAUCAAUGAUGAUGGUUGCACAGGAUUCUCGAUAUGUCAAGAUGGGGAAAUCAUUGGCCAAUCUGAGUGUCCCAGUGGAGAGUACUUCAAUGAGUUGCUGCAAUUGUGUACCACAGAGGUAGUUUCCUUUCCGGCCUGUGCCCGAACAUCAUCAACCACUGUGGCAGGUCAGAGGGAAACUACUACCCAGUCUAGUUUAUUAACCACUACUUAAGCAGCAGCUGUCUGAAAAAGCGGGCUUUUGUCAGCAACUAUACUUUAGG
Calliphora vicina (urban bluebottle blowfly) is the source of this 1283-nucleotide messenger RNA. Its product is annotated as peritrophin-44. The coding region runs from base 128 to 1234 and encodes 368 amino acids. Gene Ontology annotation, cellular component: extracellular region. Gene Ontology annotation, molecular function: chitin binding. Lineage: Eukaryota; Metazoa; Arthropoda; Insecta; Diptera; Calliphoridae. The transcript is spliced from 2 exons. The record is from RefSeq and is a predicted model, not a curated record.